Messenger RNA from Oryzias melastigma (Indian medaka), 738 nucleotides. Its product is annotated as transcription factor 7-like 1-A. Gene Ontology annotation, cellular component: beta-catenin-TCF complex. The coding region runs from base 144 to 695 and encodes 183 amino acids. The record is from RefSeq and is a predicted model, not a curated record. The transcript has 6 exons. Gene Ontology annotation, molecular function: RNA polymerase II cis-regulatory region sequence-specific DNA binding; DNA-binding transcription factor activity, RNA polymerase II-specific. Gene Ontology annotation, biological process: canonical Wnt signaling pathway; regulation of transcription by RNA polymerase II. NCBI's taxonomy places the organism in Eukaryota, Metazoa, Chordata, Actinopteri, Beloniformes, Adrianichthyidae.
GCUUCCAGACACAACUAAAUUUUAAAACAUCGCAAUAAGUCUGUUAACCACCACCUGCUGAACUUCCAGCACCUCAUCUCAGCCUGUGUGAGUCUCGGUCUCUCCCAAACUCUUCGUUGCGUCCUCCCCUGGCUCUGGGUACCAUGCAGAUGCAGGGACAGGAGGCCAAUGCUCCCAACUUGACCCUCUACCCCAUCUAUUGGGUCCUUCCUCCUUCAACAGCAGAGGAGGUCCACCAGGCUCCUGCUGCUGCUCCUGCUGCUGCUCCGCUGAGCUCCGGCUCCUCAGCGAAAAAAACGAUCGAAUAUAUUAAAAAGCCUCUCAAUGCCUUCAUGCUCUACCUUAAGGACCAAAGGCCAAAGGUCAAAGCUGAGCUGAAUAUCAAGAACAGCUCAGCUUUGAAUAAAGUCCUAGGCGAGAGGUGGACGUCUCUUUCUCCUGAGGAAAAGGACAAGUACUUCCAGCAGGCCCACCAGGAACAAAUGGCGUUCAAACAGAAGCAUCCUGGAUGGAGCUCCGCCCAAAAUUAUGGAAAGAGGAAGAAAAAGAGGGCUGUUGCUGCUUCUGAUGAAGAGUCUGAACCUGAAGACCUUAGCCCGACCAGGGUGCCAUGCUGUACGCCAGAAGGUUCAGACUCCGCCCCUCCUCCUCCACCCUCAGCAACCCAUGAUUUUGGACUAAACUUUAUUUUUUAAUAUUUCAAAAAGACUAUAAAAUAAAGUUUGUGAUGGAAAUCUU